Molecule: messenger RNA, 2863 nt
Organism: Hydra vulgaris (swiftwater hydra)
Lineage: Eukaryota; Metazoa; Cnidaria; Hydrozoa; Anthoathecata; Hydridae
Biological process (GO): regulation of mitotic spindle organization; regulation of mitotic nuclear division; activation of protein kinase activity
Cellular component (GO): nucleus; cytoplasm
Molecular function (GO): protein kinase binding
Source: RefSeq, a predicted model, not a curated record
AACAAACUUAAAAAAAAAAACAAAAGAACACUAUUACUCUAUUUUUGUUCAAAUAAUCUAUAUUUUUAUUCAAACAAACAAGUACAGUUAGAAAUGGAUCAGAUCACAGAGUCAAGAAAAGAUAACACUAUAAAAAUAAAAAUAACUAGAAGAUUAUUUUAAAACUGCCAUGCAGAGUCAUGUAACAGAAGAAUCCAUGAUUAUAAAUGAAAGUGCUAUUGAUGAUACUCGGUUGCUAGAACUGACUCGAAAUCCUUUUGACAGCAAUUUGUAUGAGCGAGACAAUUUUCCAAUUCUUGAUUCUUCUGUAUUUCAGAUAUCAGCAACACCUAAGCAUGAUUCGAAUGGUGAAUUUCGAUGGUCUAUUGAUCAGAUUGCUUUAUUGAAACCUGCAGAAAUGGACUUAAAUCCAAAUCAAGAAUACAGCGUGGUGUACUCUACUCAAGAAGAUGAAGAACAAUCCCAACGUCAGGUUGAUGAGUAUUUUAAAAGUGCACUUCUUCCUUCACCAUGGUUAGACAACCGAGCUAGUGUACUCAAGCGAGUGACAUUUUCACCUGAUUUUCCAUCUGCACAUUAUUUAAACGGAGUUGUAAAUCAAAAAAUAAAUAAACCAAAUGCCAAUGAAGAAGUUCAACUUGAAGAAACAUUGCUUUCAGAUGCUUGCUGUCAAACAGAAUUGACUUUUUCAAUGGAUUUUGACCUUCAAAUAUUGGUUGGGAAAAAGUAUUACUCCUACAGCGAUGAGUCUGGAGAAGCAAGAGCACUUAUGAUAUCAUCUUUACGUCGAAAGCUGUUUGUUCAAGAAAUAAAAACUCCUUUAAAAUCCACAUCAAAAGUUUGCAGUCCUUAUGCUACACCCAGUUACACCACUUCUAGUCCAACAAAACAACCUCUUGAUAUCAGCUGUGCUCAUAAAAAUACAUCCAUUACUAUUAGCGAGUCGUCUACUCCAUCUAUAAACUCAUUUUCAUCAGCAAGUUUACAUAAUGUAUUUGAAUCACCAGCUAAAGUUACUCCUCCACAGACUGUAGCAGUAUGCACACCAUUACGUCAUUGUGGAGAUAUAACUUUGUCGAAUGUUUCAAUGUCGCCAAUACGCUCAAGUGAAAAACAAUCAAGUGAUAUUAGUGAUUUUUCAUAUCUCCCUGAUGUUAGUUUAGAAUUUAAUGUAAAUGGUUCUGAGAUUCGUGAAUCCAGUCGUGCAGUUCAGUUUAAAUAUCAAGAUAUAUCUCCUAUAAAAAAAGAAAUUGCUGUUGACCCAGCAACCGACACCUUGUCUAUGCAAGAGAGCUGUCAAAGUGAAUUUCAAGUUAGUUCUCAACAAAGCAUAAAAGAAUCCACAGCCAAGAACAUGCAUGCUUUUAAAGGAUUUGAUAUUUCAUCAAUAUCUGAUUAUUCUGCAAAAUUAUUACAUCAAAAAGAAGCACAACAAGGAUCUAUUGAUGUUACUGAUAUAACAUCUAGUAAUCUUUUCUCAAUUGAUGAAACUACCGAUAUGAGCAUCAGUAAGUGUAGUGAUGACGAUGAACCAGAGGUUUUGCACAUAACAGACCUUAGCCUUGAUGAAAAACAAGUAACGGACGAUUUGUCUCACUUAUUGCCGAAUUUUAGUGUGAUUCAAGGUAACUCUAGUGAAUAUGUGAGUCCUAAAAUUGUUACAUUUGAUAAUCACGAGAGUAUGACUACUCCUUUGAAAGGUAUUCUUAAACAUCGCGAUAUUACCACUCCUAAAAGAACAAACUUGAGAGAUUUCGAUUCAUUAGAUAGUACCCAGUAUAAUACUGUUUACAAUAGUGGAAGCAGGAGAAAAGCUGCUGCAAAUUUUUUGCGUACAUCCUCGUCAAUAUUGCUUUCUAGUAAUAACGAUAAAACAACUUUACCGAAGCCAAAACUCAGUGACUUUAGUGAGUCACAAAGUGGGCCUGAUACACCAAUACGUGGUUAUGAACAUCGGUAUAAUGAAAAUAAAGUUAGUAUCAGCAGUGUAAAUAGGCAAUGUUUGCGUGAUAUCACGAUUGAUAACAUAGAUCGCUCUGCUCAAAACAGAUAUUUCAAAGAUUACAUAACUCCGAUGGAUUUCCCACUCAAUGAUGACAUUGUUUGUUUGCGUGCUAAUACUGCUUUGAAACGCGCUUAUGAAGUAUCUAAUUCUCUUCAUAUUGAGGAUAAAGAAAACUACUGUGCAAUGAAUUUUCAAAACAACAUAAGAUUGAGUAGUACAAUACUUAGUUCAGACAGUCCGGAAUUAAGAUCCGAACGUUCGGUUAUAAGAUCUACCGGAAAAAAUUAUGCUUGUAUUGAUGGUUAUCAUGCUGAUUUGUCAAGCAAACAUAUAUCUGUUGAAAAAGAAAAUAAAGUGGAAUCGUCUGCAAUUUCACCUUGCCUCAGCUUAGAUACCUUAAGCAUCAGUUCGAAUUCAAAAAACCACAGUUCCGCUACAAAAAAAACUAUGCGCGCAAGUUCGCAAAGAAGAAUAAGUGGCUUAACACGAAAUUAUAGUUGGCCUUAUAAAUCGCGCGCAACCUCUCCUUUUUUUUCUGAUGAUUCAAGUAUAGUUCAGCAGUCCGGAAAUACACCACAAAGCAGCCGUAUUUCAGGUAACCGCUCUAGAGUUUUACCAAAAUAUCGCGGGAGGUCGCCAAGUUUUCGCGGUGAAGAGCUAUUUGAUCCGAUGAAAUCUGCUUAUAAAGAUUUUUUACCUUCACCAUUGAAAUAAAAAUUGAAUUUAAGUAUUUUUAUAACUCAUAUCGUAUUUAGUCGAUUUCGUAGCAGUAUUUAGUCGCGUUUCACCAUUUAGAAAACCAUAGUUACAUUUUCUCCUGAGUUUGCACAUGUUUUUUAAAAUAUAACUGUUCGAUUA